AUGCGGUUCCUGGUCGUGCUGGUCCUGCUGGGCGUCGCAGUGGCCGGAGUUGAGAAUGAGAAUGCAGAAAACCCUUCUGUAGGAGCAGAGUCCGGGAAUCCCGCUUUGAUUUCGCAGAGCUCGGCUCCAGAUUCUCCUCCUGCCGACGAGAACCCUGCAGAACCGGCUCACCCCAAUAAUCAGACUCAGAAUGAACCGGACACAAGUUCUAACAGAACGAAUUCUAACAACGCGGAGCCAGCCUCCCAGGUCACGACACAGUCCUUGGCGAAAACAAGCUCUGCUGCCAUCGGCAGCUCACAGGUGAACACCCCAAAAGCGACCCCGCAGAGCGCGAGCACCUCGGUGUCACAGCAGCCCACGACGAAGAAAACGACCGCAGCAGCAAGAAGCCACCCCAACUCGAGCCCCGCUCCCACGACCGGCGGCCCCCAGGCUGAGCAAGCCACGACCCCGCAGCCUGCCUCCCAGGCCGAGCAGCAGGGGGAAGAGAAGUUCUCAGACGACGACGAUGAGGAGGGGGAGGCCAAGGCCGAGGACGCGGAGCUGUUGCAGGAGGAGGACUCCCCGCUGCAGGAGGAGAAGGUGCGGGGCCCUGCCUCCGGGGAGCCCCGCGACGGCUCGCUGCUGGAACCCGGGAACAGGGAGGUGGAGGAGGUUUUCCCGAACACUGCCGUCAAUGCGAGCGCCGAGAGCAGCCACUUCUUCGCCUACCUGGUGACUGCAGCCAUUCUGGUGGCCGUGCUCUACAUCGCCUAUCACAACAAGCGCAAGAUUAUUGCUUUUGUCCUGGAAGGAAAAAGAUCCAAAGUCACUCGGCGGCCCAAGGCCGGCGACUACCAGCGCUUGGACCUGAAGCUCUGACUGGUCUUCAAGAACCUUGUCCUCCCUGCUGAUUUGUUUCUAAAUCAAGAAAUGAAGAGAAAAGUCCUGUGACCUCGGAGACAUCGUCCUCUGGGGCUUGGUGGCGAGUCUGGGCUGGCAGCGGUGGGGGGGAUUGAUUGGGGUUUGGCACUUGCACUUUGGUGAUGCUGUUCUCCUGUGCCCCCUUUAUUUAUGCUGGUAUCUCCCUUUCCUCCUGAGUGUGAGCGGAGGGUCAUGUGGAAGCAUGACUGUGACCAGAGGGAGACCCCAUCCCUGGCAGGCAGUGCUGCUGACCAUCCCUCCUUUGGGCCUUGAGUUGGUGAUAAAGGAAGCCCUUGACCGUGGCAUUGCCCUCCCCACCUAGGAGCAGUCUACAGGUGGAGGAGCUUUUCCACUGAGGCCUCUUACUUGGGGGGAUGUGCCCCAGAAAAGAAAAACGAAGAGAUGGUGAGGUGCUGAUGGGCAGAAGGCUGCCUCGGCCGCGUCGUUCUUCCAGAGGCUUCAGCAGCAAACCAAAACAGCAGGCUAAAAACACGCUAGCCUGCUGAGCCUGCGUUCUUCAUGUUUUUCUUACGUUUUAUAUUCCUUGAGACAAAGUGAAUCAACUCCCACUUUACUGAGUGUAAAACUGAACCUCAGGUUUCUGAAAGUAAAGCCGCUGCUCACAUUGUUUGCAA
This is a messenger RNA of Ochotona princeps (American pika), 1541 nucleotides long. RefSeq names its product trans-golgi network protein 2 (gene TGOLN2). The record is from RefSeq and is a predicted model, not a curated record. Bases 1 to 864 code for a protein of 287 amino acids. The transcript has 4 exons. NCBI's taxonomy places the organism in Eukaryota, Metazoa, Chordata, Mammalia, Lagomorpha, Ochotonidae.